AGGGCAGCUAACUUAAUGCCAAUCUCGGAAAAUUUUGUAAUUUUUUCGGCCGGUCGUACUAAUUUUGACAUAUUUUCAGCUUUCAGCCAUAAAAUCUCAAUGUUUUUAUUGUAGAUUUUUGUUAAACGAUUGUGUGAGUAAUAGAAAAACUUUUACAGAAGAAAGCAAUACCGGGGUGCAACCUGGAACAGGCUAGAAAUUUGGUUACUUCGAUGCUGUAAGAAAUAGUUCGCGACGUCUGGAGUAGUGUUCAUAGCAUAUACUUGGUUUGCGGCGCGAGGAAAUAGGAAAAGGUGUUCGAUAAAACGACAUACGGAGAAAUCAAGAAAAAAGCAGAGAAAGCGAGUAGGCGAAUAGUGUUACAAGCAAAGAAAACUAUAGACUGGACAAACGGAAAAACGUAAUUGCAGUUAGAUUUAUUUAAUUUUACCAAAAAAUUGCUACAACACAAGUGGAAAAGGAAAAUAAUUUGAAAUUGAAAAUUCUCAUUUAUUAAUCAUCCGCACGGAUACGCACAAGUAUGUAAAUUUCGGGUGUAACUGGUCACAUCAUCACAUGAUAGUAGUUAGAUAGCCCAAAAUUAAAACAGAACGUAUCAAAUAAUGCACUUUACACGCCUCUGUGAAAAAUGCAAAAAUAGUAAAUGUGUGUGCGUGGACAAAUAAUCGAAGCCGAAGCAUUUGCGAAAAAAUCGAUUUGAUACAACAAUAAUGAACAACACCUUGGCGUAUGCACUCGCUGUACUAAUGUGCAAAUAAUAAUCAAAGAAUAAAGAUUUCAAGACCAUAAAACAACAAAGUAGCAGAAACAUCAGCAGUUAAGCUAUUAGAUUUAAAAAUGAUUUCGGUUCAUAUGAGAGACGCUUAGACAACUGCGUUAUCUAGCGACAUCAAUAACUUAUUAACGAAGACAAGAGUCGCCAGCUGUAACUGGAUAUUUGACGUCUGCAGUAAAAGCAGCAAAUGCAUUUCAAACAGGCUAUGUGUUCAAAAAAUGCCCAGAAAUGCUGCAAAAAAAUUAAGUAACGACGAGGUGUGUCUUCCAAUACAAACAGUUAAAGUAAUAGCAGAAACAAUAAUUGAAAUAAGUUCAAAGAACGAUUUAAUACAAAAUAGUACACCAACAAUUUCAACUAUAACACAACAACAACAACAACAACAACAACAGCCAAGUAAACAAAUCGACUUAGAAGAAAAACCAAAAGCACAACAGCAGCUACAACUAGAACAAAAAGAGCUACAACAACAGCAACAGCCGACCCAGCAAGCAAAAAAAAGCAGACGAUCGCGUAGAAAACGGCGAAAUAGACAAAUAUCCAAAAAACGUAAAUCAACAAAGGAGAAUGCUACUAUAGAGAGUGGCAAUACUGAAAGAAAAACUAGUGAAGAAAAUCCAGUUGCAACCCAGAAUUCAUCCAAAAGUCCUUCAAAACUUCCUGCGUCCAGAAAACGUCGCUAUACGCCGCCAUAUUAUCCCACGCUUUAUCCCGUAGUUAUUGAAACUUGUGUGGAAUUAGUUGAUAAUCAAACAGCAAACGCAUCUACUAAAGCAGCAACAACUGGCUCAAAUUCUACUGCAUCAGCAGGCGGCGUAGUUGGCACAUCACGCGCAUCAUUUGGCGCCGGUGGUAGUAGACGAACUUUACGGAGACGCCGGAGUGUUACCAAUUUCACAAAACGAAAGAAUAAAGCUAAAGUCAAGGGAAAAGCAGGUCCUAAAGAAGCGGCGACUACUGCGCUGAAAGGUCUUAAAAGCAAAGAAACCGUUGAGCGGCUUGCGACCUUACGAAAUCGUAAGAAAUUGGAAGAGAUACUUAAGGCGAAGAAAAGGCAAAAUCAAGCUGCAAGCAAAGGUGGCAGCGGUAGGGAGCAAGUUAAAAGACAUCCAGCGUGGUUCAAUUUGGAUGAGACAUUGCUAAGCAAAAUCGAAACGCUCGAAGUUGAGGUUAAAAAAGUUGGUACAAAACGCAAACGUGAUAGUAGUGUUGCGGCGGCACGCAAGCGCAACUGCAAUACACACAAGCACACGCCGCCGCCAUCAGCGGCACAACUGCCUCCAACCAACUUUGAUUUUGCAGCACUUCAUUGCAGUGGCGUACCAGCGGCGGAAAAUAUUGCCACACCUAGUAUUAAUAUAGCACCUGGUGAUAGUGAAGUAGUCAGCAGAGCACCGGUGUCCUCAAAACCACUGGAAAUAACUGCAGAGGUUCCGGUUGGGGCUGUAACAACAACUACAACUGCGACAGCUACUAUAUCUGCAAACAGUACAACACCCACCACCAGCGGCAACGUUAAAAAACGCGGACGCGGCAUCAUGUCGCUUUACGAUCGUCGGUAUCAAACCACAACGGACGGUGAGGCGCGCGCCAGUUCUGGUAGCGUUACAAACGGUUACCUUAGUUCGACGCGCACUUCCUCGGCGUCAUCAAGCGCCGUACAUUCGGAUGUCGAGAAUGCACAGGAUAUCUCACAACAACAAUUCUACAUGCCAGUGGCAUCAGCUUCCAGCGGUGGCCUCACCGUCAGCAGCAGCAGCGGUAGUGGCGGUAUAGUCGCGGCCACACAAUUGGGCAAUGGCAACACGCUGAACCAUGCGCCCUCCAUGGCGACGCUUUGCAACAUCGGCAACACUUGCUACCUAAAUUCGGUUGUGUACACAUUGCGUUUUGCGCCUCGAUUUCUACACAAUCUCCAUCAUCUAAUUGUGGAUUUAUCCAGCAUACAACAGUGUAUAGCGCGACAACGCGCCGCGAAAUCAUCAUCGUUGGGUCGAGGUAUUAGUGCAGUACAACUGGAGAAUGCGCGCAGUUUUAGUAGCAAAGAUCUAGCAGCGCUCGAACAGAACGCACUCAUGAGUACAGGUGGCGGUGGCAUUGGUCAGAAGAGUAGCCAUCAAAUGUUGACCGAACGACUGCACGAGCUCUAUCAGUGUUUGCACCGCAAUGAGGUAGCCGAAUCGACAGAACCCUUCCAUGCCGAUACAUUGUUGCAUGCAGUUCAGGAUGUAAAUGCAAUUUUCGAAGGUAAUCAGCAACAGGAUGCGCAUGAAUUUCUCAUGUGUUUAUUAAACAGUAUACGCGAGACUUGUCAGCUACUGAUUAAGGCUAUUAGCGAGUAUCCAGAUCUAAUUAUUAAUGGCUACAUACGCAAUCCGGAUGAACUGGACGCCUACACACUCGACCGCGACACUCUAAGUGGCACUACAAGUAAUAAUAAUGCAGUUGGUAGUGGAAAUUCCGCUACUACUACUGUUGCAACAUCCUCUAGUCUAAGCACAAGCAGCAUACCGAAAUCAUCAUUCUUCUCACGCAAAUCCAAGCGAAAAGAUGAUUCGAAAAACUCGAAAAACACACGAAUCCAAUCACCGCUCAAGGAUGGCCAGAGUGGUAAUGGCUUGCAGGCAACUGCCAAUAGUCUAUUUUACUUGAACUCGGUCGAUCUCAGCAGCGCGCCGCCUUCGAACGCAACAGCUACCAGCAACGCAGCUGCUAGCAGUCCUAAUGCUGUAAUAAAAGGGCUGUCAGGCAAUGAAUCGAGCAGUGAACUCUCGUCACCUGUUAGUAUGCUGAAGGAUAAGGAGCGAUUGGCUGAAAAGAUACGUGAAUUGGGUCUGGACUUUUUUAGCGAGGACUUUGAAGGGGUAACGGUGUCAAGUACAAAGUGUCUGAGUUGUGAGACGGUAACGGAACAGAAGGAGAGCAUGAUUGAUAUUGCAGUGCCGGUGCCAAUUUCCGGAUAUGAUAAUUCGGACUACACGGACAAGCCAAGCUCGUUUAUACAGAAUUCAUGUGUCACUCGAGAAUUUUUCCGCGGCGAGAAUAAGUACCGCUGCGAACAGUGUACCGGUUACACCGAAGCCAUACGAUCCAUUUCGUAUGAAGUGUUGCCGCGUCUAUUAGUCAUCCAAUUGAGUCGCUUCUCGGGUGGCAUGGAAAAGAUAAACAGUUACAUUCCCACAUCGUUCACGUUGCAGUGCUUCUGCGCUAAGUGCUGUGAGCUCAGCGAUGCCAACAAACUGCAUAUCUACAAACUCUACAGCGUAAUAACACAUGUGGGUGCCACGAUGUCCGUGGGCCACUACAUUGCCUAUACCUGUUCGUUAGAUUGGGCUAAUGAGUAUAUUAACUGUCCGAAGGAUCGGCGCAAUAAUUCCAACAAUAGCUUACAACAAACGAACGGCUUGUCCAAUAAUAGUCUAUACCCGUUGGGUGGCGGUUCAGCAGCUUCAGGUGGCGGCUCAACACCGAACGAACGUAGCAGCCCCGGCGCACAGGCAGCUUCGGCCGCCAGUGCGGCUGCAUCAGUGCUCGCCUCGUCGGGUUCUAGUCUGAUGAAGAAAAUGAAAUUUGGACGGAGCAAGGCAUCGAGUAGUGGUGAUAUGAGUAAGAAUAUGAAAAAUUUGAAUGGGAUCACAAGUAAAGCCAUUACAAAUGGCAUUGGCAAGCUAAGCAUGAAUACAACUUGUCAUAGUUUGACAUGUUGUGCGACGCGUAUUUGUAGCGUACACCAGCAACAGCAAUUACAACAGCAGCAACAACAAUUGAGCGGCAGUACCAAUGAAUUGAGCGAAGAGACGCUGCAGAAUGGCACAAAUCUUGCCUCUUCCUCGAUGAGCAUCAGCGGUAGUAGUAGCAAUACCGGCGGAGUUGGUGCUGGUGUCGCUGGCGGUAGCGGUACAAUUAGUGGUGGCAGUAGUACCACCAGUGGCUACAAUAGCUACCCGGCUGGCUAUGGUAGUACUGGUCGCGGUGGCACCAAGGCCGGCAGCACCUUCAGCGGCAAUGGUGGUGGUGGUGGCUAUGCAUCUAGUUGUGGCAGUCUUUCAGCGGCGGCGGCAGCGGGCGGCAGCAAUCACGGCGAACCCAUUUGGUAUAUGUGCGAUGAUGAUAAAAUCAAAGCAAUGACACAACGUGAAUUCGAAGAAUUGUUAUCACCUGCACGCAAAAUCACCGUUACGCCGUACCUGCUCUUUUAUGCGCGCUUCGAUUUGCAAACGUCGACACCGCCAAGCGCCAAGUCGACAUCAACAACAUCGACGGCACAGUCAUCACUCUGGUCCAAUGAGAAUUUGGCACCGCAACCGGGCGCCACAGCAGCGGCUUUACAUAAAAUGUGAGUAACGCUGAGCGAGUCAGUGUUGGCG
Messenger RNA from Ceratitis capitata (Mediterranean fruit fly), 5142 nucleotides. It is a transcript of the gene Usp1, whose product is annotated as serine-rich adhesin for platelets. Bases 994 to 5115 code for a protein of 1373 amino acids. Gene Ontology annotation, biological process: protein deubiquitination. NCBI's taxonomy places the organism in Eukaryota, Metazoa, Arthropoda, Insecta, Diptera, Tephritidae. The transcript is spliced from 5 exons. Gene Ontology annotation, cellular component: nucleus; cytosol. Gene Ontology annotation, molecular function: cysteine-type endopeptidase activity; cysteine-type deubiquitinase activity. The record is from RefSeq and is a predicted model, not a curated record.